GUAGAUGAAGAGUACAUAACUUUGAAAUAAGAGAUUUCUUAUUAGAAAAUCCUCCGAAGGUCUGAAUGUGAAGAGAUUCCAAUGGAUCACAUUACACGUGAAAUGAGGAAGGAAAGCAGGUUUAAGAAAGCAGAAGGGCUUGCUUCACACGCUCUUCGUGGGCUGAUCUAAUGACUGCGCCAAGCAGGAGACAGCGAGCGAGCCUCCUCGCAAACAAAGCUGACACUGGAAAUCAUGAACGCCACAGUGACGAAGGGCUUCAACGGGUCUGAGCAGUGCCCCAGGGAUACGCGGAUAGCACAGCUGGUGUUCCCAGCCAUUUACACCAUUGUUUUCUUCACCAGCAUCUCGCUGAACACUCUGGCCCUGUGGGUGUUCAUUCACAUUCCCAGCUCUUCCACCUUCAUCGUUUACCUCAAAAGUACUCUGGUGGCCGACUUGGUAAUGACACUCACGCUUCCAUUUAAAAUCCUCUCCGAUUCACACCUGGGACCCUGGCAACUCAGAGCCUUCGUGUGUCGCUUCUCCGCCGUCAUCUUCUAUGAGACCAUGUACGUGGGCAUCAUUCUGCUGGGCCUCAUCGCCUUUGACAGAUUCCUCAAGAUCAUCAGACCUUUUGGAAAAUUCUUUGUACAAAAACCCACUUUUGCAAAAACAGUCUCAACCUUUGUCUGGUUCCUUUUGUUCCUCAUCUCUCUGCCAAACAUGAUCUUAAGCAACCAGAAGAUGACACCGUCAACUGUGAAAAAGUGUGCCUCCUUAAAGAGCCCUCUGGGGUUGAAGUGGCACCAAGCGGUGAAUUACAUAUCCCAGUUCAUUUUCUGGACGGUUUUUGCCUUAAUGCUUCUGUUUUAUGUGGUGAUUGCAAAAAAAGUAUAUGAUUCUUACAGAAAGUCGAAAAGUAAGGACAGCAAAAGCAACAAGAAGCUGGAAGGUAAAGUGUUUAUUGUUGUAGCUGUCUUCUUUCUGUGUUUUGCUCCAUUUCAUUUUGCCAGAGUUCCAUAUACUCAGAGUCAAACCAACAGCAAGACUAACUGUAGAUUGCAGCAUCAACUGUUUAUCGCUAAAGAAACAACUCUCUUGUUGGCUGCAACAAACAUCUGUAUGGAUCCCUUAAUAUAUAUUUUUUUAUGUAAAAAUUUCACAAGAAGGUUAUUAUGCAUGAGAGGAAGAAAGACUACAGCAUCAAACCAAGACAAUCAUACCAGUCAGACAGACAAUAUAACCCUAAACUGAAGACUUUAUCAUGGCUCACUUCUAUUUAUGGACUAGAUUUCAAAAGACAAUUUAUUUGGAAAUAACAUUUAAGCAAUAAAAAGGGAUUAAAAUAAAUGUUUUCUUACAUUUUAUUAUCCUGAUGUACAAAAAGGAUUAUGUAAAUUUAAUUCCACAUAGAUGUAUUCAUAAGCAGAAUGAAGUAUCAUUAAGAGAAUGCAACAGAAAGCAAGUGGCCACUAGAGGUCAUCUUUUCUAGAACAUUCACUUACAUUUUGGAAUAGAUUUAUUGUGGAUAAAUGUGUAUUCCAAAAAACCUCCCCUCCAAAACACCUUCUCACAUUGUUUUACACACAUAAUUCAAACAGCACUCCGACUUUGUAUUCCAAAAAUGUUGAUACUUGCUGAAUUUUUGGGAAAAAAGAAAACCACCUUGAAAGUCCUUCGGUGAAGCUGAAACUUAGGGGUUGAAAGGGAUGCCACAUAUGAAGCAUCUGGGGAGCUGUAGGUGGUCAAAGGCCUUUGAAAGCUCCUUACAGUUACAAAGAGCCUUUUCCAUGUCAACAUAGGAGGCACGGGCACCAUAAUUAAGCCACAUGAAACACUGUGCUAUAAUACUUUGCUCACAUGCCAAGAGCAUACAAUUCAAGGGCAAAAAUACUGUAUUCUUCUUCUUUAGAAUUUCCCUCUGCCCAGCAAAUCCUCUAAUGGUGGUUGAAUAUGCCACCUACUUGGUUAGCAAAGCCUUCCUGGGCAACAACCUCUAUCCUCCUGCCUCCCACUCUGGUUAAAAAUAAUUGCUUCUCCAACUGUUUGGGAAUGUUUUAGGGCCUUCAUUGCAUAUGUCCCUUUACCAGUUCACUGUACUCUUGACCGCAUCCCCUAAAGAUGGUUAGGAUUCUCUAAGAAAAAUGUGUUUUGAAGACAGAAAAUGUCAUUUUUUAUUGGUAAAUCCCACAAUACUUCCCACUGACCUUGGGUUACAAAUGUUUUAUAUAGAAUAUGUCAGAAUAUUAUGCUAUUCUUGGUACAUACAUAGAUGAAACUGCUGGCCCACAACCAGUAACAUCCAUACUGGAAUAUUUUUCAAAGGAUGGAGCCCUACUUGGACUUAUUUACCUCUGCAUGUUUUUCCUGAAUACCUUUGUGGUUCAAAAAAAACUACAAAAUGGUUAUCUGGUAUUGUAGAUGCCAACUUAAAACUUCCAGAGAGAAUGCACAAAGGAAUGCUCACGCUCUGUAAAUGUGCCUCCAGCUCCAGCGUUAUCAUCGGAAGGUGAAUCUCAGGCCUCUUCCUAUGCCCUCAAGGGCACUGAGGCCCUGGAACCUGCCCACCUCUCUGGCCUCAUCGCCUCACUGCUUUUCCAUCCCUGGAACUUCACACUUUUCUAUAAACCUGAACAUGCCAGGCUUUUUUGCCCCUGUGCCAUUGCACAUGUAAAUUUACCUCUGACUCACC
Messenger RNA from Myotis brandtii (Brandt's bat), 2674 nucleotides. RefSeq names its product purinergic receptor P2Y, G-protein coupled, 13 (gene P2RY13). Gene Ontology annotation, cellular component: membrane. The record is from RefSeq and is a predicted model, not a curated record. Gene Ontology annotation, biological process: negative regulation of adenylate cyclase activity; G protein-coupled receptor signaling pathway. Bases 235 to 1236 code for a protein of 333 amino acids. Gene Ontology annotation, molecular function: G protein-coupled purinergic nucleotide receptor activity. NCBI's taxonomy places the organism in Eukaryota, Metazoa, Chordata, Mammalia, Chiroptera, Vespertilionidae. The transcript has 2 exons.